Molecule: messenger RNA, 2508 nt
Organism: Protobothrops mucrosquamatus (brown spotted pit viper)
Lineage: Eukaryota; Metazoa; Chordata; Lepidosauria; Squamata; Viperidae
Gene: TLK2
Product: tousled like kinase 2
Exons: 22
Coding region: 115-2367 (750 amino acids)
Biological process (GO): peptidyl-serine phosphorylation; chromosome segregation; intracellular signal transduction
Cellular component (GO): nucleus
Molecular function (GO): ATP binding; protein serine/threonine kinase activity
Source: RefSeq, a predicted model, not a curated record
GCUUUUUCCUCUUCCGCUCCGCUGCCUUCAUUGCUGUGCAGAUACCGCUGGGAACGAGGUUGCUGUCGACUCUCCGGGCCUCGGAGCCCCUCGCCUGCUUGCUACGAUGCAGAUAUGAUGGAAGAAUUGCAUAGCCUGGAUCCACGACGGCAGGAACUGUUAGAGGCCAGGUUUACUGGAGCAGGUGUUGCUAAGGGUCCUUUGAACAAUGAAUCUUCCAAUCAGAGUUUGUGCAGUGUGGGUUCCCUGAGUGACAAGGAACUGGAGACUCCUGAAAAAAAACAGAAUGAUCAGCGCAAUAGGAAAAGAAAAGGUGAACCAUUUGAAACCAGUCAAAGCAAAAUUACUCCCAGAGGGCAUAAAAUUAGUGACUACUUUGAGUUUGCUGGUGGAAGUGGUCCAGGAACAAGCCCUGGCAGAAGUGUGCCACCAGUAGCGCGAUCUUCACCACAACAUUCCUUAUCUAAUCCUUUACCUCGGCGAAUGGAGCAACCACUUUACGGAGUAGACAGCAGUGCAGCCAAGGAAGUGCCAGAGGAGCAUUCUGCUCUCCCAACUCUGGUAUCGACAAUGAUAGCAAAACAACGGCUAGAGGGCGAGCAGCUGGCGCAGAGGGGUACAAGCCUCUGUUUUCCAUUUGCUUCGACCCAGCAAGGUAGUCCCUCGUCUGCAGUUUCAGGAAACACAGAGCAUUCCUGCUGCUCUCAAAAACAGAUUUCCGUCCAAUACAAACACACACAGUCUGAUCUUACAAUGGAGAAAUUAUCUGCAUUAGAAAACAGUAAGAACUCUGAUCUGGAGAAAAAAGAAGGCAGAAUAGAUGAUUUGUUACGGGCAAAUUGUGACUUAAGACGACAGAUAGAUGAACAUCAGAAAAUGCUUGAGAAAUACAAAGAACGGUUAAAUAGGUGUGUAACAAUGAGCAAGAAGCUACUUGUAGAAAAGUCGAAACAGGAAAAGAUGGCUUGCCGAGAUAAGAGUAUGCAGGAUCGGUUGCGAUUAGGUCAUUUUGCUACAGUCCGGCAUGGGGCAUCUUACACAGAGCAAUGGACAGAUGGCUAUGCUUUCCAAAAUUUAAUCAAGCAGCAAGAAAGGAUAAAUUCCCAAAGGGAAGAAAUAGAAAGGCAACGGAAGUUGUUAGCAAAACGAAAACCACCUGGCAUGGGCCAGGCUCCUCCAGCUACCAAUGAACAAAAGCAGCGCAAAAACAAAACCAAUGGAGCAGAAAACGAGACGUUAACAUUAGCAGAAUAUCAUGAACAAGAGGAAAUAUUCAAACUCCGACUAGGCCAUCUUAAAAAGGAAGAAGCUGAGAUUCAAGCAGAAUUAGAGCGAUUAGAACGGGUUAGAAAUCUGCAUAUCAGGGAAUUGAAAAGGAUACAUAAUGAAGAUAAUUCACAGUUUAAAGACCAUCCAACACUAAAUGAUAGGUAUUUGUUGUUACAUCUCCUAGGCAGAGGAGGAUUUAGUGAAGUAUAUAAGGCAUUUGAUUUAACGGAACAGAGGUAUGUAGCAGUAAAAAUCCACCAAUUAAAUAAAAAUUGGAGGGAUGAAAAGAAAGAAAAUUAUCACAAGCAUGCAUGUAGAGAAUACAGAAUCCAUAAAGAACUGGAUCAUCCUCGUAUAGUUAAAUUGUAUGACUAUUUCUCAUUGGACACUGACUCGUUUUGUACAGUAUUAGAAUACUGUGAGGGGAACGAUCUGGAUUUCUACCUGAAACAGCACAAAUUAAUGACAGAGAAAGAAGCCCGAUCUAUAAUCAUGCAGAUUGUAAAUGCAUUAAAAUAUUUAAAUGAAAUCAAGCCGCCUAUUAUUCAUUACGAUCUCAAACCAGGAAACAUCCUCUUGGUAAAUGGUACUGCAUGUGGUGAAAUUAAAAUCACUGACUUCGGCCUCUCAAAAAUCAUGGACGAUGACAGUUACAAUUCAGUUGAUGGCAUGGAGCUGACAUCACAAGGCGCUGGUACAUACUGGUAUCUACCCCCUGAAUGUUUUGUGGUUGGAAAAGAGCCUCCGAAGAUUUCAAAUAAAGUUGAUGUUUGGUCAGUAGGAGUUAUCUUCUACCAAUGUCUUUAUGGCAGAAAGCCUUUUGGUCAUAACCAAUCUCAGCAAGAUAUUCUGCAGGAAAACACAAUCCUUAAAGCUACAGAAGUGCAAUUUCCUCCUAAGCCAGUGGUAACACCAGAAGCAAAGGCAUUUAUUAGGCGUUGCCUGGCAUAUAGGAAGGAAGAUCGGAUAGAUGUCCAACAAUUGGCAUGUGACCCAUACUUGCUUCCUCACAUCCGCAAGUCUGUAUCAAUAAGCAGCCCAGCUGGAGCUGCUGUCGCCUCAACUUCUGGAUCUUCUAAUAACAGCUCUUCAAACUGAGCAGGAACAAUAGGCCAAAAAUAUAGAUAUAACUGGAACUGCAGAAGGAAACGGAGAGAGUCAGACAUGUUUUGAGAUGCAGCCUUGGGACUGGCAAGAAGUCCACAAAAUGGCUCCAAGAAACCAGGAUCAGGUUCUUUG